AUGUCCUCCGCCAUCGUUUUCGGCGGAGCAACCGCCUUAAAAUUACCAACAUUAUCCCAAAAACAUCGUGGCGUAGUCGCCAAGUUCUACUCACCCAAACUCAACCUCACACGUUCGGUAUUUCAGAAGAGAAUCCAAUAUCACAAUGGCUCAACCUCUUUCCGUUCCCUUCUCCGCCACCGCGUUUCUUCCAACGACGCACAGUUCAACUCAGCUCCCGAAAACAACAUCCAACAACAGCCGAGUUUCACCGAGUUUAUCACUUCUGAGCGAGUCAAAGUGGUGGCGAUGCUCGCUCUCGCUCUAGCCCUCUGCAACGCCGAUCGUGUAGUCAUGUCCGUUGCCAUGGUUCCUUUAUCGCUCGCCAACGGUUGGGGCCGCGCUUUCUCUGGAAUCAUUCAGUCUUCGUUUCUGUGGGGAUAUCUGAUUUCGCCUAUAGGUGGAGGAAUAUUGGUGGAUAAGUAUGGUGGCAAAGUGGUCAUGGCUUGGGGUGUGACACUGUGGUCACUUGCUACUUUUCUUACUCCAUGGGCUGCAGAGACCUCUCUUUUGACUCUACUUGCUGUCCGGGCUUUGCUCGGUGUGGCUGAAGGCGUGGCUCUUCCUUCCAUGAAUAACAUGGUGGCCAGAUGGUUUCCUCAAACUGAACGGGCAAGGGCUGUUGGCAUUUCGAUGGCUGGCUUUCAGCUUGGAUGUGCGAUAGGGCUCACACUUUCUCCCAUUCUCAUGUCGCAAGGCGGUAUAUUUGGUCCAUUCGUGAUUUUCGGUUUGUCUGGGUUUCUUUGGGUGUUGGUAUGGUUGUCAGCAACAUCGAGCACUCCUGACCGAAGUCCUCAAAUAUCAAAAUAUGAGCUGGAGUAUAUACUGAAUAAAAGACAACAGUCUUUUCCGGUGGAGGCAAAUAAAGUUAAAGUUAUCCCUCCUUUCAGACGCUUGCUUUCAAAGAUGCCAACAUGGUCUCUAAUUGUCGCAAACGCCAUGCAUAGCUGGGGUUUUUUUGUUGUUCUUUCUUGGAUGCCAAUAUACUUCAACUCAGUGUAUCGUGUGGAUCUCAGGCAGGCGGCGUGGUUUAGUGCCGUUCCGUGGGUUGUGAUGGCUAUCAUGACUUACCUUGCCGGCUUUUGGUCAGAUAUGAUGAUACAAAGGGGUACAAGUGUUACUUUGACUCGUAAGAUUAUGCAGUCCAUUGGUUUUGUUGGUCCUGGAGUUAGCCUCAUUGGUUUAGCAACAGCAAGAAACCCUUCGACUGCUUCUGCUUGGCUUACAUUAGCCUUUGGCUCAAAAUCUUUCGGUCACUCUGGUUUUCUUGUGAACUUUCAGGAUAUCGCACCACAGUACUCUGGUGUUUUACAUGGAAUGGCAAAUACUGCUGGAACACUUGCUGCUAUAAUUGGAACAGUUGGAGCUGGCAUUUUUGUUGAGCUAGUUGGUUCGUUCCGAGGAUUUCUGCUGCUUACAUCACUCUUAUAUUUUCUUGCUGCCCUUUUCUACUGCCUAUUCUCUACAGGAGAAAGAGUAAAUUUUGAUGAUCCUGUUGGCUGA
Molecule: messenger RNA, 1542 nt
Organism: Lathyrus sativus (Indian pea)
Lineage: Eukaryota; Viridiplantae; Streptophyta; Magnoliopsida; Fabales; Fabaceae
Source: the annotation of a GenBank genome assembly